AUGUCGACUACCGCCCUCACCGCCGACCACACUCUCGUUGCCCUGCUGCCAUCAGCCGCCGACAUCAUCCAUCCCGCCCUAACCUCUGCGUCCACCACCGCGACCUGCUCCACCAACACCACGACAUCCUGCACUCCCUCCACCGGUGGGGCGACGUCGGACGCCCCAUUACUUGCUACCAUCACCACCAGCAUCCCCACCUCCAGCGAUGUGGACUUGGCUCAUACCUGCCUUCACUGCGAUCGCACAGAGACUGGCGAACCAGUGCCUGGUGCACCAACCUACACUCGCCACAUCCGCAUCGACUGUCAUCACUGUCCCCGCAUUGAUCUACUAGGUCGUAUACGCAUUCAUAUAUCUUGCGGUAGACAACCGCCGGCUACAUCACUUCAUCACCCCUUUCCCUACCAGCACCUGCACCAUACAACAUCACCCUUUGUCACACAAUGCAAAGCACUCGAUUGCCACCUUUCAUUUAAUUGAGAAGUGUGCUUCCCGGCUCCUUCUCCGUGUGGCUACUCUGCUGCAUGCGCGACCAAAGUCCGAGACUAUCGCGGUGCGCCAAGCGCCGCGGUUUAGAAGGCUGCCCAAAUGAAGCCUCCACUCAGUCCACACAGUUUGCCCAAUUGUGCGUGUAUGUGUGGAGGGGCGGACUGGUGGGCCGAGGGCCAGACUGUCACGGUCCCUUUCCAAGCCAUCUGUGACACGCUCAUGCAUGUGAGGAGAGUGCUGGUGUUUUUGUGGGCAGUGCCCCUCAGUCGAUGACUGGCUGGUUAUCCGGCCUUUGAAAAGUGAUGACCCAGGCUACUAGCAGGGCUGCGUGUCACCCUUCUGGACCUUAAGGUUUUUAUGCAUCUACUAUGCCGUAGUCUGCAAACCAUAGCCUUCGCAGCCUGCUGUGUGUUGGCCAUUCUCUGACACCUGGUUCCCUGCCGGUAGAUUCGCUUGCGCUCCCGCUGGGUAUACAGGCCGUGAGCAUGGCUACUUAGUCGUCGUCGCCGUCUUUCUGACUCGCUGUGGUGCCAUCGUUGUUGGUUAAAGUCCUGGUCUAGUGCUUUUUGUGGACCAGGGGGUGUGGUGGUAUGCCUAGGUGCGGGUCCGGUCGCGCCAAGCACUUGUGCUCUCUCUCUCUCGCCUCCGCUGUUCUUGACUACGUCCUGACACCGGGUCCAGGUGGGGGAGGAGAGAGUGCGGUAGAUGCUGCGCAAGUAUACUCUCACUAUAAACUAAUUCACGCGCAAGUCACCGUGCCUGAUCUCACCUUGCUGUGGAGCACACGAUGGGCAUCGUCGCUCACGACGGUCGAACUGCCGUGUGCGCGCACGCGGGAUGUAGUGGUGUCUAGUUAGCGGCAACCGCGCAUAAGCGUUCGGUCGCACCAUGCUUAUAGUGACUGAUCCUCACGGUCAUUAACUGACACCCAUCUGUCGUCUGUGGCUCCCCAGAGAUAGGCUCCACUUCGCGGUCACAGCCCGGUAAUCCCCUGGAUCGCCGGACUAAACCAGGUGAUAGUAUCCCCUGCUGCUUGUCCUCGUACCCGGAGAUUCUUUUCCCAUCUCAUCGUCGCCCUUCCAACCUUUCCCUCCAAUCCCCUCCACCUCCCUCUUCCCCAAAUUUCCUACGGAAAGAACAACAUUCAGUCCCGUAGGCAGUCCAGGCUAAUCCGGCUCGCUCUCUAGUAAACAAAGUCAUGAUCCAUAGUGAAGUUCGGCAGCCGUCUGGGGCGUCUAAGCAGCCAAAUUUGGGGAUAGCAGCAUUUACCGCGGCGAGGGAGAUGGGGCUAGAAAAGGUGACGUCAACAAAUCCCGUCUUCAUGGCAUCUGUGCGCAGGCUGUGGCUUGCAGACUGCAAUACCUACGAUCGAAACCAAGAAACGAUACUCUUGAAUAAGGAGACACGGUCGUUGUGACAAGAGCUUUAUUCGCCGGACGCUUAGGGUUCCUGUUCAAAAACAUCAUCAGAGGCGAUAGCAGAUACGGGUCUGCUAUUGCCCCUGAUGAUAGUCCAAUCAAGAAUCCGGAACGUCGGGCGAAUAAAGCCCUUGUCCCAGAGAUCGUGCCUCUUUCUUCACGACUUCUUCCUAGGACUCGUCACUUUGCUUCUAUUGGCAAAUAAUACUCUCUCUCUCUCUCUCUCUCUCUCUCUCUCUCUCUCUCUUUCCCCUUCUUCCCUUCCGUCCCACCCCACAGGCUGCUAGGAUGAGUUCGCUCAUUCUGGCAGCCUGGAAUAUUUGUCGCCUUUUAAACAUUCCCAGAAGCAACCGACCGGAACGGAGGACGGCUCAAGUUGUUCUGGAAUAGUUGAACAGGUGGAUUGUCUUUGGUGACUUCAAUGCCCACGUCGACACAGACCACGUCGCCUGGAGGGGAGGGCUGGGUCCUCAUGGGAUCAGCGGCCGCAAAGACAAUAGACUCUUUCUCCUAUGAAUCUGUGUUGAACACCGCCUCCUGCUGGCCAACACCCUCUUCCGAUUGCCGAUGAGGAAGGAGGCCACCUGCAUGCGUCCCUGCUCGCGGUGCUGGCAACUGCUAGACUAUGUUCUCGUUUUGCAACGAGAUUGGCGGGAGGUGAUGGUGACCAAGGCGGUCUGAGAUGCCGACAAAUUGACGGAUCAGCACCUCGUCCUUUCCAAGAUGAAACCCAGACUACAAACCUACAGGAGGCUACGAGUUAAGCGACCACCGGACAAGUUAAAAUUGUCUGCUCACAACUUUUGUUUCAGAAUUAAAUUACCCCAGCACCUUCAAGAACUGUCGGCCCCAUCGACAAAACCACUGUGGAGACUAGGUGGUGUCAGCUGCGGAAUACCAUCCAUUCCACCGCCUUGGAUGUCCUCGGACGCGCACGUCGCCAACAUCAGGACUGGUUCAACGACAAUGUCACAGACAUCUGAAAAUUGCUCGCUGAAAUGCACAGACUACACAAAGCCUACAUGAACCACCGGACGGACAUCAAUAAGGAAACCUCCUGUCGCUAUCGCUGCUACGUGCAUAAACGACUGUGGGAGAUGCAGGCUGUCUGGGUGACUCGUAUCGCCGCACAAAUCCAGGGUUAUACCGACCGUAAUGAAGUAAAGAACUUCUUCUUAUCAAUCAGACCUGCCAACUAAGGGAACCGCGCCAUUUCUCAGCCCCGAUGAAAAAAACAUUUCUGACUGGGAAAUCGCUGAUUUCGAAACGCCAGGCCGAUCAAUUCAGAAGUGUCCUCAACCGUCCGUCCAUGAUCUCCAACACCAUCACCGACCGACUCCCUCAACUAAAAACUAAAGAUGACCCGAGUCUGUCGCUUACUCUCCUACAGAUAACCAGAACCGUAUGCCAACCUGCCAGCGGGAACGUACCGAGAACCGUUGCAGUUCUACCCGAAGUCUACAAGCACGGCGUCCCCUGAUUGAUGAAUCACCUUGCAAAGCUACUCCAGGAGAUGUGGCACUGAGGACAAGUUCCUGAGGGUCUUAUGGAUCUACAAGCGGAAGGGGAACCGGCAAUUCUGUAAUAACCACAGAGGAGUCUCGUUGGUCGUCAUCGCUGGAAUGAUCUUCGCUCGCAUCCUCCUUAACCAUCUCAACGGCCAUCUCGAACAAAGCCUUCUACCGGAAAGUGAGAGUGGCUUCGGACGACACCGCAGAACCUCCGACAUGGUCUAUACCGCCCGUCAACUGCAAGAGAAAUGCCAGGAAAUUCGGACCCAUUUCUACACUACCUUUGUGGACUUGGUGAAAGCCUUCGACAGGAUUAAUGGCGAUGAACUGCGGAAAAUCGUGCAGAAAUUCAGCUGCCCUGAGCGAUUCACGCACACAGUGCGUCAGUCCCACGACGGAUUGAUUGUGCUCGUCACGGAAAACUGGAACGUUUCAGAAGUAUUUGCAGUAGCCAAUGGAGUGAGGCAGGACUGUGUUCUCGUCCCAGCCCUCUUCAGACUUAUGCUCUCUGCCAUGCUGAUGGACGCCUACCGUGAUGAGUGUCCUAGGACCGCAUCGCCUAAAGGACCGACGGGCGUCUUCUCAACGGCCGGUGCACGCGGGCCCAAAAACGGCUAUUUACGACAACAAACCAGGACCUUCUAUUCGCGGUUGACUGUGCACUCAACACCCUGACAGAUGCAAACAUGCAACGGAGCAUGGAAUUCUUCGUCUCCGGCCGCCGCCAUUUCGGACUGACCAUCAACACGGACAAGACGGUGGUAAAGCAUCAAUCGACAGUCAACUCUGCAGAAAAUGUUCCUUGCAUCCACAUCAAUGGCUCCCAACAGAAGACAGUGGACAGCUUCGCCUACAGAAGAAGACUAUGCGAUCACUGGAACAAGAACUAUUAACCUGACAUUUCGGAUUCUGACUGAGACCCAUAAGCACAGGCAGUCGGAGAAAAGGGUAGUAGAGGCACAAAGGGGACUCAGUUAACAAGUACAAUGGCCUCCUGCCUCAGUAUUCUGUGCUGCGAUUUUGCCUGAGCAAAAUAAUUACCCACGAGGGGAGGGCGUGGGCGACUAACAGUCCCGGUAGCGGUGAGCCGCACUGCUGAGUAAUCGUCACCCCAGAAUCAAUAACGGUGAUGAAAUCACGGCAAUUAACGACUCGGGUAUGCGGAGGCACUUGGAUGCGAACAAUCCUAAAAUUACCUUCGACGCAUAGAUAAAAGAAGCUUACCCCACAGACUCUCUCAGGGGCGACUUAACACCGUCAGCAUGCGCUCGAACCUGGCCGGCGUUCACUACUGCCUGAGACAGUAAAUCCUUGUUCUAUGGGCAAUAAGUCCCUCCUUCUGGCGCCUUCCACCUUGUCCUAUUAGUAAGGAUUUUGCCUGAUGAUGGUGGAGCCCUGGGUACAUUCGCUACUCUAACUGCACCAAACAUCUAGGCACCACGUAUCGAUCUGUUAUCAUGAACCCAGCUACAAAACCUUGGACUGACUAGAAUGUAACCUGGCUGGCUGUGCAAUCGUCGUUUAAACCACUGGUCAGUAAAUGUUUACGACGACAAUAGAAGCACAUGUUGAUGACCCCCAGUCAGUUCUAGUCAGUAAAAUUCAGCACCUCUUACCUAUUAUCGCAUCGAGAAUGUCGCCGGCCAAAAUGCCACUGCUGGAAGAGUGGCGUGAACCGGCACAAUCAUUUCAUUCCCCGGCGGCAGUCAUCAGGUCACGGAAGUGGUUGAACCAGCUCAUAGAAAUGUCAGCAGGUAUAAUCACCGAGCUAAUCGGCGGACGACUUCUUCCUGUAGACGUAAACGCCAUGGGUGCAUGUAUGUGCCCCUUUCAGUCGCAUACCAGUUGGCUGGUUACUGACCGGUACCUAUACAAGCAAUUAGUGGUUGGCCCUUUGCAAGUGGCCCAUAUCUAUACCGAGCCUACCAAAGGAGUCACGUAGAUUGCAGUAACAGAGGAUAACAUGGGAUUUGACCACCGGCAUCUUGGUUUCCUCAAGGCACAAUUCGGCGAUUCGAAGUUCUGGCGGACAGCAGAUAUCGGGUCUGCUUUCGUCUCUGAUGAUGGGUUCGAGCAGGAAUCCGAAACGUCAGGCCAAUAAAGCUCUUGUCCCAGCGGUCGUCUCUCCUUCUUUACGACUGCUUCCUGGGACUCGUUUCUUCGCUUCUGUAGGAGGUGGCAUCAUCAAUAUAACUCGGUCGCCGAAUUUCAACUUAGUUAUACGGACAGUCCCUCAGACGUCAACGCCGGAAGCUUUCGCCCCUUUGGGCAUGAUUUUGCUGGUAUUGCCGUUUGAAUAGUUCUCUUUUGCUCUACUUUCAGGCGCACGACGCACCACUGCGCCCGCUUCGAUGAAACUGCUUGCGCUUGACGCACAGCGGUACGAUGAGUAA
Spirometra erinaceieuropaei is the source of this 5814-nucleotide messenger RNA. The record is from the annotation of a GenBank genome assembly. Lineage: Eukaryota; Metazoa; Platyhelminthes; Cestoda; Diphyllobothriidea; Diphyllobothriidae.